CAGACCGCUGUUCUUCUUCUUAGCGACAGAUGUGAGAGCUGAAAGAUGAAGUUGCAGGUUCUGCUGUUCUCCUGGAUGCUUCUUGGAUCAGCUGUGGAGUCAGUCUCACUGCCAGAAAUCACAGAUGGAAACUUUAUUGAGGAGUGUGUGAAGGAGCACAACAGGGCUCGGUCAGCCGUCAGCCCACCUGCAAGAGACAUGCUUUACAUGACAUGGGACGAGGGUUUGGCGAUCACAGCAAGAGCGUGGGCGCGACACUGCCUAUUUGAACACAACAUUUACCUGGAAGAUGCUCGCCGGGUCCACCCCAAAUUCUCCUCCGUGGGGGAGAACUUAUGGGCUGCCUUCCCACCAUCCCAGUUCAGCGUAAGAAGAGCCGUGAAUAACAGCUGGGUCAAUGAAAAGAUCUACUACGACUACGACAAGAACAACUGCAGAAAAGAACCGUGCGGUCACUACACUCAGGUCGUUUGGGCAAGCAGCUACAAGGUUGGUUGCGCAGUCCAGUUGUGCCGGGAUGGAGUCAAAGAAACAAGCUUCGCCCAUCAACAGGGCGUCAUCUUUGUGUGCAACUACGCAACAGCUGGGAACUUUGAUGGAGAGAAACCAUACGAAUCAGGAGAACCGGCCUGUUCCAAAUGUGACGGCACCUGUGUGGACAAACUCUGCCGAAGUCCGGAGAGAGACGCACUGCAACGUUACAACUGGACCCCAGACUGGGAUCCUGCCCUCAAAUCAAGCGGCACCAGCUACGUUGCUGUUCUGGUCACGCGACCGGUUGCCCUCAUCUGCACAUUCGUGGCCGCGUAUGUGGUCCACCACUUUUACCCCAACGUCUUCUGCUAUGAGUAGACGCCAUUUUGUGUCAUGGAGACGGUCAACCCACAUCAUAAAAGCUGAGUAUAUAUAAAACAUGCCUUCACCUGGGCCUCUGACCCAAAGGAACUCCUUCAUACAUCACAGAGGAACACCUCUGCAGCACGCACUGCGAGGAAUUCUUCACAAGUGGUUACAGAUUUCUUAAAUAAUCUAAAUUUGUGAAUAAAUAUUACCAGACAAGCAAUGAGUUUGCAAUGCAAAUAUACAAAAAUAUAUAUAGCAAGAUAGGAAUGCAAAAUGUGUGUUUUACUAAAGAAUUGUCAGACCAUGGAAACUAAUGCAGUGGAAAUUUGUUUUGUAUAAACACUGACCACAGAAAACAAAAAAAGUCUACUUAAGUCUACUUUGAGAUGGUCAUUUGACCAGAAGCAGGAAAUCUUUUUUUCCUUCAUUUUAUUAGAAGUUGUGAUCACAGAUUCACCAGAGGAAAUAUAAAUAUUUACAAAUAAACGUGUAAAAAAGUUCUGCUG
This is a messenger RNA of Synchiropus splendidus (mandarinfish), 1349 nucleotides long. It is a transcript of the gene glipr1a, whose product is annotated as GLI pathogenesis-related 1a. NCBI's taxonomy places the organism in Eukaryota, Metazoa, Chordata, Actinopteri, Syngnathiformes, Callionymidae. Bases 46 to 852 code for a protein of 268 amino acids. The record is from RefSeq and is a predicted model, not a curated record. Gene Ontology annotation, cellular component: extracellular region. The transcript has 6 exons.